Molecule: messenger RNA, 731 nt
Organism: Phoenix dactylifera (date palm)
Lineage: Eukaryota; Viridiplantae; Streptophyta; Magnoliopsida; Arecales; Arecaceae
Source: RefSeq, a predicted model, not a curated record
CCGGUGUGCAAUUAACAUCAGAGGAGAUGUCUAGGCAGACACUUGGAAAAAGAAAGAGAUACAUUCUUGGAUUUGGGGAUGGGCCGAAGCCCUCUUCAUCUUCUUCCACACCUAGUCGUGUGUCACAAGACCAUGUUGGGGAGUUGCAGAAACUUAAAGCUGAGAUGGAGAAGAUGAAGAUGGAGCAUGAGAUAGAGCGUGAGGAGCUACGGAGGCAAUUAGAGCAGGAGAGGAGAGAGCGUGAGGAGGAAAAGAAAGAGCGAGAGGAAGAACAGAAGCAAAUUGCACAUCUUACAAGUUUGAUGACAGAGUUCUUAAAGGGAAAGACUCAAACGCACAAGUCAUUUAUCCAUCAUGAUGGGGCCAUGUAUUCAACUGGUGGUACAAAUACUCGUUGAUACAUGGUGGAGUUAUGAGCAUGUGAAAUCUAGUUUCUGGCACAUGGAUAGCUUUUGUUCAGAUGAUCAUGGUGGAGUUGUCUACAAGCAGAAUCUAGUUUUUGGUAUAAGAAUAUUUUUGUCUACAUGAUGGUUGUUUGGAUGAAUAGCAACAUUAGAUAUUUUAGAAUUUUUAAUUUACAUUUUGAUGUGUUUGGUGAUGAUUAUCACCUUAAUAUAUGGUAUGAAUGAAACAUUUUGAUGUAUGGUUAAUAGGUAUGUUUGACUUUAGACUUAUAGAUGAUGAUAUUUAUAAUGAAUGAUUAUGGAUUCUCCAACAUUGUGUAUACUUCU